AUGGAAGCCGGCUGCCGUGUUGUUCGUGGUCCAGAUUGGAAAUGGGGGAAUCAAGAUGGCGGAGAAGGACAUGUUGGGACUGUUGUUGUGGUGGGUAGAAGUGGAAGCGUUUCUUCUCCCGAUAAAACAGUCGUGGUUCAAUGGGAUGGUGGAACGAGAACUAACUACAGAUGUGGUUAUCAAGGAGCGUUCGAUCUGUGUCUGUUUGAUAAUGGCCCGGCGGGUAAGGCGUUAUAAUUUAAAGCUUCCUGACUCAUCUUAAUAAACUUUGAAUUAGCAUCUGUAUGGGCGCGCAUUUCAUCGAUAAAAAUUCUUAACCUCGUGCGAUGUGACCGCUAAGAAUUAUUUAUUGCUCAUGGAGGUAGUAAAGAUUUCCAGUCGUUCUAUCAAAGGGAAAACGGUUCUUAAAAAAAGUUUCUAAGUAGAUGUUUACCUAAUGAAAGGUUCAGUGUUUACGUUCACUUUGUCACAUACUUAUGCUUUCUUCCAAAAAUAACUUACCAGUCUUUAUUGUGAGACAGUAACAUCUCUUCCUGAGGGAUAAUCCUUUACUGUGUAACUUCAAUCAGGGAAUGAAAUGAAGUUUGUCUAAACGCAUCUCACCGACACGAAAAUGAGCAAUAUUAGACCGGCGUAUUGUUGCAUUCAUGAUAUCCAAAUUUUCUGUAGAUAUAAACUCACAUUUUUGGUAUCCUUCGCAACAGUUGCACUGUUGUAUUUCAUUUCAUAACAUGGCCUGUUAUGGCAAACUUGUCCUUGGCUCAUUCAUUGAUUUUUAGGAAACUGAAACAGCAGAAACAUCAUGGUUUAAAUUUUCAGUUCUUAGACUAUUUCCAUCUUCAGGGCAAGUUUAAGUUUUGCCAUGGUUCGAAACUUGAGAUGUUAUUCAAGCUUAAAUGAACAGAAGGAACCGAAGACAAGUUUACCUACAAAGUCAACGAAUCUUUAAAAAGAGAGGAAUUGAAUUUUGUCAGGCCUAAAGCGAAGGAGGUUAUUAUUAAAUUGUUGGCUAUCAUUCAAACUAGCCAAAAAAAAACCACAAACUAGAUUACACUGAGGAUAGAGGUUCACCUAGUCUUCCUGAAUUAAAAUGUAUCCAGACCAGUGUUGCUAAUAACAAAAUAUUAUUGUUAAGCAACAAUAUGUAGUAUUUAUAAUGAGUAUUUUUUGAGUUUAGCCUCAGGGGAAAAAGAAAAAAAAAUAAAGACAAGAUAAAUUGAUAUUAUAAUUGCUUAUGGGAAAAAACUAAUCAAGCAUGACAGACAAAAUUUUGUAUUACUCUUACAACUCUUGUAAAAUGGAAAAUUACAUAGUAAUACAACACACUUUUUGAGUUGAAUUCCGUCUCAUAAGACUCCUAUGUUGUAGAUCCAGCUGAUAAAAUCUCAAGGAUGUUACAAGACUCCUGAAAUUCUACAAAUCAUUUCAUCACCAUAGAAUUGAUCAGUGGACCAUGAUAAUUUCUGUGUAAUUACUGUUUUUUUUAUUUCUAAAUUAUAUCUGUUUAGAAAAGCUGUUAAUUGUCCAUUUUUCCAGGUGUUGUGCAUUCUAAUGUGACUUGUAAUGAGUGCAAAAAGCAAGCCAUUGAAGGAAUUCGCUGGGAAUGUUGUGACUGUGUCAGUCUUAACCUUUGUAGUUCCUGUUACAUGAAUGAUAAGCAUCCACUUGAUCAUGGUUUUAAUAGAGUGGAAGCUCGUGGAAAACCAGGGUAAGAUGGAAAAGCAUUGUGGUAAGAAUUAUACAAAAAUUAAAAAAUGCUAUUGCUUUAGGUCAGCUGUCUCAAACAAUUUUUACAUGACAUUAAUGACCUGUAAUAUGUUGGGCACCAGUUCACAGAAAAUGAUAUGUAUUGUUUUGGGUUCUUGGAAAAGCUCUGACCAUUGAUGAUAUGCUUCUAAGAAAGCUGGGACUGCAUUUGUGGAAAUUCCCAGAAAACUAGCUUAGGAGUUAACUGUUGUAAGUGUUUAAUGGGCAAGGUAGCUGUCAGAUAUAUAAUAUGGUUCAUAUCCCCAGCUGGGAUAAAAGGAGUGGCUGUAAGGGCACCCUGUCACCUACCCCCCCCCCUAGUUUUUGCUUUGGUAUAAUAAUACAGGGAAGAUUUUUUAAUAGGCCAGUUUACAGCUGUGGGUUUGGUGUCCUUGGUUGACCUUGGUUUGAUACAAACCUCCUUCCUUUUCUAAUGGAAAUUUUGCUUAAAAAUAAUAAAGGAGAAAGGAUUGUAUCAAAACAAGGUCAAUUCCAGCCUUUUUUCCAACUGUAACUGUAAAAUGGGCCUUAAGUAGAUAUACUUUGUGCAUGUGUCACAGCUUUCUAGUUCAUUUUGUUAAUGAUGCCAACUGUGCGUCCUUAUUCCCCAUGGAACUUGAGAAAUUACUUAAAUGUGAAUGACAAAAUCACAGCGUAGUCUGAAAUAAAUACCACUCCCAAGCAUUAUAUCAAACAUUACAAACAACAAAAAUGACCUUUGAAACACUGUUAGGCUAACAGGUUUUCCAUAACCACAAUUACAAUCCAUUUCAAUCUUCUUCAAGUUUGUCUGUCUGUGUCUCCUUUUGUGUUUGAUGUGUUAUUGAUACCUUCUUUCCAUGUUGUGAGCAGUUAUUUUUAUGUUUUACUCAAUUUGGUGGUGGUUCCCACUGUUUUAAUUUUGUGCAUCACAAAUAUAAAAGUUGGACAAAUAUGACCUAUUGUUUCAGUUGGUCCUUAUGCUGAAAGCUAACUUUUACAACUGUAUAUUUCUUACUGCAGAGUUUUCGUUGGCAACAGACUUGGCAAGUGCAAAGUUGAGGCUAAAGGGAUAUUUGCUGGUUCGCAAGUCAUGCGUGGGCCAGACUGGGACUGGGGAAACCAAGAUGGAGGUCCCCAGAGUGUAGGUCAGGUGUUAGAUUUGAGAGGUUGGGAGCUGGAAAGUUUCCGAAGCGUCGCGUGUGUUAAAUGGAAACCUACCAGUACAAAUGUGUACCGUGUUGGGCACAAAGGCAAGGUAGGGAAAUACAGUCUGGCAAUUUUUGUGUUAAACAUUGUUCGGCUAGCCUUAGCUUGUAGAGCCUGCACGCAAGCAAGUUCUCCAGGCAGGCGUAUUUUUUGGGGGGGAGGGGGGGGGUGAGCAAUAUAGAAAGGAACCAUCGUAUUGGAAACUUUCAGCACUUGGUCUAGGAAUGAGGAACUUGUAUUAUUUCUCCUUGAAUUUCAUCGAUGACAUUGAAGCAAAAUAAUAUAAUAUCCUAGCUAAAUGUGCUGAUAGUUCCCAUGUUUUUAAAAAAUCUUUAAUACAGGGCUAUUAAGGUUCAUUGGCUGGAGACUUCCCCCAGCUAUUAGGAGCAUUUACUACUUUUGUAGGACUCAAAAGGAAAAUAAAACCAAAAGAGCCUCUGAGCUGUUGAAUUCCUGACUUACUUAGUGCAUAUAUUGUGCACGGUAAAGUGACAGCCCAGAUAGUAUUAUCUUGUUUUCUUUUGGUUAUAAGGCAUAGCAUUUUUUCAAUGUGUGCUCUAUAGCUCUAAAUCUGUUGUAAUUUUAGGGAGCAUCUUAUAACUGAGCAUCUUUCGGCGAUGAAACAAGAUUGUGUCAACUUUUUUAGUAUAAAAGCUGUAGCUGCCGAUCUUUUUCUCUGUUAUCAGUCUAGUCCUCAAUUAUUUCCACAACAAGUACAUCAAAUCAUUUAUAUUAAAUCAAAUACUAUUUUUACCUGUCAUUUUUCAGGUGGAUUUAAAAUGCAUCACUGUUGGAAGUGGAGGAUCUUAUUAUAAGACACAUCUGCCAAAACUUGGUCAAAACCCUGAAUCUCUGAUCAUACCACACUCAAGUAACUCUGUAUCAAGAUCCACAAGCGAUGAUCCACCAUUUGAGGUUGGUGAGAGGGUGCGAGUUCUCUUAGGCGUGGACACACUAAGAGAUAUGCAAGAAGGACAUGGGGGAUGGAAUGACAAAAUGGAAGAGGUAUGUGAAAUGUAGCCUGUACAGUCUGGCAAUCUGUGAAAGUCAAUCCUGUGGUUUGUUCUCUUAUUGCUACUUUCUUCCUUUUUUUUUCGGUCUAUCUAGCAAAACUAGUUUUUAGAAAUUUGGAAUUUUUGGAAAUGUUUUACCUCAGCCACUAUUGGACGUGAGAUGUUCUUUUUACCAGUGGAGCUUGGAAAGAGGCAAGAAAUGAAGUUCUCUCACACUGAAUAGAACCUGGGCACGAGUGACAUUUUAGGGUAUCAGUUUUCAUGCACCUCACGUGAUUCAGUUUUUGUUUCUUGCCAUACAGUGUAAAAGCUUUUCCCACCCUUUGUGAGUUUUAAAAAGUGUGUGUUGGGUUGAUAUCUGAGUGUAUUAGAUUCAGGAAGGUUUUUCUCUUUUUUCCUUUGCUUGUUGUAAAUUUUUUGUGGUGGUUGUGAUUACUAAAAAGCUGUUGCAUUGUCGUCUGGCAGACAAAUGGCAGUCAGUUUGUGAGAAGUGGAUUUUAUUAGAAACUUAAUAUUUUUCAGGUGAUUGGCCUGACAGGAACAGUGCAUAGAAUAACUGAACGUGGUGAUGUGAGAGUACAGUACCCUGGGUUUGCUAAUAGAUGGACUUUCCACCCUGCAGCCCUUACAAAGGUAAAAGUAUUAAGACAGAAUCCAUUAGGAAAUUGAGUAAUUUUAAUUUUUAGUGGAUAAAAACCUUGUACUAGAAUAAUUUAAACAAUAUCGCUUUCUUUUUUGCACUUUUCAAGGGCUAUAGAUGUAUUUCGUUACCUGUAAUAACACCAAAGACUAUUUCUCAUGAGAGUUCGAGAAAAUAAAUGUCAAAUUUCGCAAAAUGAGACCUUACAUGAGAAAUUUGCAGAAUUUUACCUGUGUUUUCACAAUUCUUGUGAAAUUUGGCAUUUAUUUUCUCGGGCUCCCAUGAGAAAUAGUCUUUAGUGUUAUUACAGAUAACUAAUGACAUCUAUAGCCCUUAAAAACUGUAAGAAAGAAUGCGAUAUUGUUUUAAUUAUUCUGGUACAAGGUUUUUGUCCACUGAAAAUUGAAAUUACUCAAUUUCCUAAUGGAUUCCGUCUUGAAAGUACUAUACUUUAAGCAUAUAUACGAAUUUUGACCUAAGAACGAAAUUAUUUCUAUAACACUAUCUCUAUAACCACCACCAAACACCGCCAUUAAGGUUAUUGGUGCUUGUAAGUAGUAACCCAGACAACGGGUCAUUCAAAAGUUGUCUCGCCGAAAGUUAUGUUGCUGAAACCGAGAAUUAUGGAGUUAUGCCUCGGCACAUGCCCACAUGACCGCUCGGAAACGCGGAAAGCAAGCGCAAAAUCGCCGUUAUUUCAGCGGCAUUUCUUUCUAUCCGUUCAACGGAGGUUUGUGGAAUUUUUGGCCAGACCUCUGCUCCAAUCCUUUACCUUGGUGUUAGAACCGUGAAAUUUUUCUUUAUUAUACCUGUUAUUGAUUGUAUCGAUUAUUAUGUUCCAAGGCUCUAUUUUUUACAUUACUCAAGGGUGUUACUGUUCUUGCAGCGAGGACGAGCCCCAAAUUUGGCGUUUCCCUGUCAUUCGUAAGUCACGUGAAGCGAGCGUGCGCUUCCUCCGCCCCAAUCCUUCUCCGCUCGCUCGUCCGUGACCUUCUACUCUUGCAGUCUCUAGAAUGAGAACUUGCUUGCAGACUCUCGUUGCUUCCACAGGGUACUGUAGAUGAUGAAGGCUUCGUAUUUUCUCUUAGGUUGACGAGCUACACGUCAGUGACAAAGUAAGGGUGAUGAAAAAUCUCGAAUUGGUAAAGAAACUUCAGUUUGGGCAUGGAGAGUGGACUGAGGAUAUGGUUUUGGUAUGUAAACGUACUUCACAUGUGGUCGAAGUUUUGCCUUUUAAUUGAACAACACAUCAACAUAGAGUGACUAAUUAUUGUAGUUGUUUUGCACGUUUAUCACUUUGACAACCAUUUUAUUAAACGCAACAACGCUUCCAGAAUGCAGUGUAGGCGAAUAAACAUUUUGUAAAAAUUUAUCAGGGCUCGUAAAAAGUCCCGUCCGAUAGUUGGGCGAGUAACUGUUAAUGCUGACUUGCCCAUUAGGGCCCAAGGUAGUCAUCUUCAAACCAAAUCAUUAACUGUCUAAGGAUAAGCAAGAGGUAGCCUCGGAAAAGCAAACUAUGAGAGCUGCUUGCCGAAAGGACCAGCUGGAAUAUAAGUUUUUUUCGCGCCCUAUUAAUUCAUGACAAGAAUUUUCAUCUCUCUCUUCUCAGGCUCUGGGCAAAGUUGGGCAAGUCUUGAAAAUUUAUUCUGAUGGAGACAUCAGAGUGGCUAUUGCAGGGCAACAUUGGACAUUUAACCCGGCGGUGCUGGUAAAGGAGUCACCUACAGCAAUACCAUCAGGCCCACUAGCAUCGCCCCAGGCCAAACAAACUGCAGCGCAUGGAGAGUUACAGGGAAUCUUACAACCAUCGCCUUCAUCAACAUCGUCUACCAAGUCUCAGCGGCAACACCAAAGGCGUUCAUCUGCAGAGGAACGAAGAAAUGUUCCAAAUUCGCAAAGAGAAAUAGGUAAAACUUAAAGAAGGAAAACGAAAAUUUGAUAGUCGGUAGCGUUCAGAAAAUAUAUAUGCCAGUCAGCUGGUAAAUCAAUAACAUUUCCUCGCGACAUACUCUUAUAAAUACAUGUAUGGAGUUAUAUGGUACACCUACGUCAGCGAGCUUUCAAUAGUCGUGUUAAUGGGAAAUGUGAAAAGUUUUUGUUUUGCGUGGGAAGAAAACAAAAAUGUCAAGGUGCACACAGGCAACUAGGAAGUAAAGGAGAACAUCCUUGUGAAAACCGAUCCUUAGCAACAGCGACAUCAGCACAAGUGAAUACCGUCAAAAACUGAAAAAUCUUAGCCUCAAUCAGCACAACUCUGCACGCUUUGCUCGUGCAUCAAGUUUUUCAUGAGCACAUUCCUUUGCCUUCUUCGGCAUGGAUACGUCGUGAAAUUAGGGAGUUUAGGAUUUGUCUAUGCUAUACGGGACAGUUUUUCAUGUUGACAUGGAAAGCUAUCCUGCAUUGUAGGAACACCUGUUUACACUGGGCUAAAGGGUGUCACAGAAACUGAUACGAUAUGUGAGGGCACACUGUCAAGAUCGAGACGGCACGGUAUCACUACGUUACAGAAAGCGCCCCGAAAUCACUGUUCUCAUGUGUCAACAGAAAAACCUAUCUACAUAAGAGAAGGUUUUCGUACCGGCGCUAGAGCGCUACAGUAUAGUGUAGACAUAAAGCCUUAAACAACCACAACAAAGACGUUGACUAAAACAACCCCCGCUCUGUACGUGCACUAUGCACAAUGUUUGGUAAAUUUCAUUGACGUCACCGCACGAACUUUCCAUGCGACAGUUUAUGGAAGACCUGAAGACACGACGACUCCAUCCAUCCAGGGAAAUUUGCCCACUUUUGAGUCGACAGGCAUUAUCUUGGCAGAGAACUGAAUAAAAAGCGGCACCAGUGUUAUUUUUUGGGACUGGGUCUUUUGCUUUAAGAAAUAAACUGCCGGUAUUCUGGUAGGGUUUUUAGUGAGGAAAAAACAAACAAACGACCACAAAAACAAUAGGGACGACAAUAACACCACGCCGACACUAGCUAUGUACCAGAACAUCAAAAAUUCUUAUCUUAGUGCUUAUGCUUGCGCCAAAGCCUUUUUUCACGAUAUAAUAAGAACUCUUGUGCUUGCUUUUGUGCUGGCGUUGCAAGUAAAACCGGGCUUCUUUCUCAAGUAGAAAUGCAGCAAGUAGGAAUUGUUAAAAUGUUAAUAUGACUAGUAAGUUGUUCUGUUUUUAGAUGAAUCUCUGAGAACACUCAUGGAUCACCUGCGCAUCAAUGCGUCAACUGAUAUAGGUUCUAUGAUUGUUAGUGAGGCAGGACAGGGACACGUCGAAAAACUGAGAGAACUGUUAAAAGCUCAUCCAGAUAAGGUGAGUACAGCCAGCUCUAUUGCACAGGUAUCCUCCCUUGUGUUGUCUGUUUACACAAGGCCAAACUUAAAAGGGCUACCGUAAACUGCCGCUUGUCGCGUUUGUCAGAACGCAUCCUAUCUGGUGUUCUUGUGGCACUAAGGCAGAAAUGUUCGAGCUGUGACGGGCGACUGCAAAUUAGCCGCCCCUAUUAAUUUUAUCAGGGGCACCUUGGCCAGGAAACUUGACUCAUUUCAACUCGAUUUGGUUUCCAUAUUUUUUCCGGCAAUGACUAACGCGGGUCCGUAAUCAAUGAUUACCUCUAGUUAAUAUAAGCCCCUCCAUUUAACAGAUUUAACAAACAUUCGACUUCUGGACAUGAAAUAAAACUUCCUUCGGCAGUGCUUUUCCGUUGCACUAUUCGCUUUUGGAUUUUGUAGGACGUGAAAUUUGGGGAAAUUUAUGCAGGGGUGCAUUAGUUUUACACCUAUAGAGAGGAGAAGUGUGACGUCACGUUACCAUGGUAGCACUAUUUCUGGAUGACAACAAAAUCAACAACGAUGGCGACGAGAAGGAGAACGGCAAAAAAUAAUAUGUUUAUAAUAGCAAACAAAAACUUUGCACGUGCAUCACGCUAUUUUGUACAUUUCUUUGCCGUCGUUGCACCACUACGUCGUGGAACAUCACAAGACUAUAACACAAAAAUUGUCGCUUUCUUUUUCUUAACUUAGGUAAUCAUAGAUACGGUCCCAAAUAAAAUUUCGCCAAGAUUUGGCAAAUUAAAUGAUACUAGAUAAGGUCGGUGAAGUUUGAAAUAUUGUGAAUAGACUUCCAAGUGACUUUUUCGGUUUGUUGUUAUCCAAAAAUUUUGCUUCCAUAGCAACGUGACGUAACGACUUCUCCCCUCUAUUAGGAAUGAAAAAAUCAGUUAUCUCGCGAGUCCCAUGAUAUGGAGGAAAACGUAAUACUACUUAAAAUCUUGCCAAGACGCUGUCCAUUGAUUAUUCUUUGGUUAUUUUUUUUUAGGUGAACAUUGUACGAUCAGAUAAGACUGCUUUGCAGAUUGCCAGUCACCAAGGACUCACCCAAAUUGUGGAGCUUCUACUUAAUCUCGGAGCUAACGUUAAUCUUCAAGUUAGUAUUAUAAUCUCUUGAAGUAGCUGAAAAAUUUUAUCAAAAAAGUGAUUUAGUUAAUCCAGUUGUGAUGUACUUAAUUUCAGCUACUUAGGCUUAAUUUCUGCGGUGUUUUCAACGGAAGAGUAAAAGGCGCUUUUCAUCUUUUGAGCCAGGAGCUUUUAAGCAGACGUCCAUCUCAACUCUAAGUUCUCAAGCCAGUAGGUCUAAAACCAUGUUUUUUCAAAAAUUGAUCAUUUUUUACGAAAAUUGGGUCCGUUUUCGAAACCUGUGUGACCACAAGAUUUCGCACAAAUUUUAAGGAGAGUUAUUCUGAAUUUCAGGCCUCGAUCAGAUCCUAUUUUCUUCUUUGUUCAAGAACAAUCUCUAGCUACAAUGUAAGCAAAUAAAUCGGAUUUAAUAUUAUAUUAUAAUGUUAAAAAAUCGAGUAACGUUUGCUGAUCGGGGUUCCCUUUUUUUCUUCAGGACGCUGAAGGAGAUACAGCUCUACAUUAUGCUGCAUUCGGGUGAGUCCAGACUUGAGGCCGUUCUAUUUAAUCUUUGUUUUUUCAAGGAAAGUUGGCUGAUGUCCUACAGCAUUCUUUGAAGAUUUUUCAAGCUUUUUAACAUUUCACCAAGGAAUGAACGAAGGUUUAUAACCAAUAUAAGAAAUACACACAAACUGGUCCUGUUAUAUAUGUUUCGUUAUCUCUGAUGUCUUAUAAGAAUAUUUUAUUAUUCCUCAGAAAUCAGUCCGCAGCGGCUGUUGCUCUGCUGAAGGGAGGCGCGGAUGGCAACAAACUCAACAAGAACAAAUGUUCUCCGCUUCACGUUGCAGUCAAUAAGGGAUAUACGGACGUCGUAAAAACGUUACUAAACUUCUCCUGUGAUGUCAACGCACAGGUUUGUUAUAAUUCGUCGCAUCUUCGUACCCAGGACCUCUCUUCUUCCAGGACCGAGAUGGAACUGAAAGAAGAGAGAGUCAAAGGAGGAAAAUUAAAUGUGACGUUUUGUUGUUUUGCAGGAUUCAUACGGGGACACUGUCCUUCACGAUGCCAUAGCUAAAGACUUCAUUGAGAUUGUUGAAGUUCUCGUGAACUUCCGCGGCGUAGAUUUGUCCAUUAAAAAUAAGCGAGGAUUCAACUGCCUUCAUCAUGCAGCCUUAAAAGGAAAUGCGAGGUCAGUAGUGAUUUUUGAGACAGAGAAAGGCGAGGAGGGGGGGGGGGGGGGGGUUGAAGAAAGGGAGGAGGGAAUGGGGGAUCGAUUGCUUGUUUGUUUCCAUUUUUAUUCUGUCUUUAAUAGUGAUAAUAAUAAUAACAAUAACCUUUUUUUUAUUGAGGGUAGCACUCAAUAUCUCUCGAUAAUCUACACCUGGCCCUCAGAAAAAAUUAAUAAAGAACCAAAAAAUCAGUCAAAAACUAUGAUUUAUCGGCAAGAAUUUGAAGAUAAACUAACUAAGGAAUUGCUAAAGACUGUCCAUUACAAUUUACAAAUUUCAAUUCGCUUAAGUUUGUUUUCGAAAGACAUCAAGGUAAAGCCACUCCUCAGGAAGUCUGUUCCACAAGCUUGCAGCACUGAACAUAAAUGCGUAUGACUGUUUAAUUCUUGGCAACUUUAAAUUUCUUUUAUUGUUUCUUGUUUCCCUAACCCUACCACAGGGCGGCUUCCUUGAUAGCACAAAAAUGCCCAGAUUUGUUGAACGUUGUGAAAGAGGACGGCUUCUCUGCGCUGCACUUGGCCUCGCUCAACGGCCACCAUAAUGUUGUCCAGUGUCUUGUCGAGGUACGUAAAUUAACAUAUUGACCUUGUUGUGUUCGCUGGAAUGGCGUGAUUUGGUUGAAAUUGAGCAUUUUCGCUCACCUGGCCAGCAGCUGCGCAAAUGUUUUGCGAAAAAAGAAAACUUUUAGUCAAGGAAGAGUUCCUGCCCCACAGGACUGGUUUGGGACACCAAUAUGCCCGCCGCUUUAUUUUUUUGAACACCAACAUGGCGGUUGUGGCGUCAUGAUGUGAAAAUGCUCUUUGCUAACUUUUGGAAGUCGCUUGUGAUCACCAUGCCGUCUCUUAAGCUUAUACAAUCUGAAAGCUUAGAAUUCAGCGGUGAGAAGUCACUAUUGUCGUGAUUUAGAGGUUUGUGCAUGGUGUUCAUUUUUGACCUUAGAAAGGUUUCACCCGUAUUUUGCCGAAAAAGAUGGUGUCAGCUGGUGCGCCUGCGCACUGCAGUUGUGCGAAUUGAUUAUAUCUGUCAAAAUUGAUAUGAAGUGGAACUUUACCGUAAGCUUGCGCUUUCUAAAUUUGUCGAUCGGCGGGAAUCACCACGACGCUGAAUAAAACAAUAAAGGUUAAUGACUUAGAGCUCUAUUCUAAACAGCCCAUGAAUGUUUUAGUGCGGCAGUGCAUGAGCAGUAGAGUUGUAAUUAAAUUGGAUUAUUUCACAAAUUUCGUGAUCUCUGAUUGCUUCAACUAAUUCUUCUCUUUUGACAUACGUUGUGAUUUCCUAACCAUCAAAAUCGAAGCUCGUGAAUCCUAUACUGGAGUCAAAAAGGCACAAAAAGAAAACACAAAAAUCAAACACAACAACAACAAAACUAACGGAAUAAAUCGAUGGCGCCAGUUGUUCAAAAAGUGGAUAACGCUGUCCACUGAAUAAAUCUCUAUCUAACGAAAUACGCAAUUGGUCUCGCUAAUACUUAUCCGCUGAAUAGUGAGUUAUGAGGUGAUCAGCGCUAUCCAGCGUUUGAACAACCAACCUUCUGUUAUUGUUGUUACACUAUGUCUUUGCUACUUCAUUACAGGCUCGCCCAGGUUCUGACGUCAACCUUCGAAAUGGUCGUCAACAGACCCCUCUCCUCCUGGCUGUAGAUAAGAGACACGUGACCAUAGCUAAGCUUCUUUUGGAUAACGGAGCGGAAGUCAAUGACCAAGACGAUGUUGGUGACUCGCCCCUUCACGUAGUAGUCAUGUACCAUUCCUUGAAGGUUGGAGGGAGUAAUACACCAAAGAAGGAGGUAGGCUUCGAUCGGGGGAUUGUAUUAUAACACACAGCAGUUUUGCUUACAUGACGCUAACUUUGAGUGAAAUCGUGGUUCUUGUGGUUUUUAUAUAUCAUUAAAAUCCCACUCAAUUAUGGAUCCGGCAGUUUCCCUCAUGGUUGCCAUAGGUCAGGAAAUGGUCAGGGAAAAAAUUCUUCAAGGUCAGGGAAAAGUGAAAUUUUAAGAGUUCAUAUUUAUUCUUCUCCCGCUUUUUUACUACUGUUUUGUAACAUUAAAAUUCUAAUUUUAGAGACAUAUAUGGAGGGGAUGGCUAUGAGGGGAGGGUUGAGCCCUCAUCAGGUCUGAUGAUGUGUGAAACUGUUAAUUCAGCUGGUCAGAGAAAUUUUACAUUUGUCAGGAAAAAGUCCGGGGAAAGUCAGGGAAUUUUACAAACCUCUGGCUGUGGCAACCAUGUUCCUAUCCUCCAGUACAUCUGACUUGAAAUAGUUGAAUUAACGAUGGUAAGGUUAAAAACGUGCGUUUAAAGUGUGCGUCUUUUCAUGUUAUUUCCCAGCGUUUUUUUCCAAACUUGAGACUUGGUUCUGAGUUUUACCCACUGCCAUAGUUUCUCCCUAUUAUUUGGGAAUCAACGUGCCGUAUUUCCUCGAAUAGGAAGAGGAAACAUGGGAGGUCAUUUUAGAGAAAUUUACCGCCAGGUAAUGAAGUACUGAUUCCUUUUUUCAGUUGUCAACCAGUGAACCAACGUUCAUAAUAACGAAGUUGCUGAUGGAUCAUGGCGCUGACAUAACACUCCAGAACAAACACGAGAAGACACCAGUGCAGCUGUGUAGAGAUCCAAGGCUCAGGGAACUCAUGGUGCCUAAAGAUACAAUGACAGAAGAGUAAGUCUAUUUUGGCAAACGGCGGGCGCAUGCACAGUUGCUUAUUAUUUCAAACUUCUAGCAAACGCAUUUUUUGUAUUUUGUCCUUAUCAUUUCUCAGUUUGUACGCGCGCUGUGACUAGACAAUUUUGCGGGCCGUAUUCUAUUGUACAGCCUGCUGAAUUUGAAAGUAUUCCUCCCCGUGCGCCAAAGUAUCCUCAAAGAAAUAAGAAAUACAGUGGAAGCUCUCGUGGGCGGACACUCUCGGGACGCGAAAAAGGUGUCCGUAACUGAAGCUGGCCGCUUGCGGGAAUGUAAAAAUACAGAGUUUGUGUGGGAGUUGAGAUAAGGGGGGUUUUGUGAAGGCGGUCGUAAAUAGAGCAGCCAGCUUAUGACAGUGUCCUUUAAGAGAGCUUCCUCUGUAUGUUAUUAACCUCGUUUUCUAGAUCAGCACUGAAAGUAACGAAUCCUUAGUGAGACACAUAAUCAUACAGUAUGUGUCACUGUGGCGUAAAGAGGUCCAACUGAGUACGAAUACAGUCAUACCCCGUUAAUACGGACACUGAGGGGGCCAUAGAAAGAGUCCGUAGUAACGGGCUGUCAGCAUUAAGAGGGUUGAAUUUAGAGAAAAUGUAAGGGCUUUUUUCCCCAUGAACAAAGCAAACUGUCCGUAAUAAUGAGGUGACCGUGUUAAGCGGGUGUCUGUAAAGCGGAGAUUGACUGUAUUACAACCCUUUAACCCUUUAAACCCUAAGAGUGAUCAACAUCAAAUUUCUCCUUGUUAUAGCAAUGCUUGGUAAAACAGAGUGGUUAUGAGAAUUAAGGACAUGAUCACUCAGAAUGUGUUUGCUUGAUAUUUUUUUAACUUCUCCUGACUACUUCUAUUUCAAAUGAAUAGGGGCGCCAAACUGAGCAGAAUUUUAAUUUUGAUCUAAGGGUUUAUAUAUAAUUGUCAUGCUUAUCGCAUUCUCCAUUAAGGUAUUUAACGACGUGAUAUCUCACUAGUAUCUUGACCUUGUGUUUUCUUUUACGUGCGAGAUCAUAACGAAAUGUUCAUUUUUUCGUUAAACGUUUUAACACGAAAAAGGCACUAAGGGAGGCUGUUGAUAAAAAAUUUCACCCAAUUUCAUGCUGUGGAUUCCUCUGCAUAAUUUAUAGGUCUACGGUAAGCUAAGGUCUCCUACAUUUUAUAUUUCUCGAAGGAAAAACGGUUAAACGUAAAUGUAUUCUCAAGAGAACGGGAGAAUGCUGCAAUAUUAUUGAACAUUUUCAUGUUUUCUGGCAUUUUUUAUGAGCAAGGCCUACUUUAGUACGUCAGAAAGCCGUUUUCUGCAUCUCACUAUGACUGCGUUACUUAACCAUUUAUAUUUUUAGCUCUUCACGGGAAAACUCUCAAGCACAGAAAGACGUCUCCUCUGCUGCUACCUCGUCCGUGGAAGUUGCCAUAGUAACUGAAGUGAAAUGUCGAGUAUGCGGUGUUCCAGCGGAUGCCAGAUUUGAUCCAUGUGGUCACGUGAUAGCCUGUGUCGAUUGUGCUACUAUGCUGAAGAAGUGUUUUCUUUGUAAGGUAAAAGGCUUUUAUUUAAUGCCUUACAUAGUCGUAUAUCUCCAGAUUCGGAAACUGCUCGUAAUGAAGAGAAGGCCAACUUUCCCUUUGUUACUCAGGCGAUAGGCUAGGUCACUGAAAGAUAGCUUACUCCAAUUAACUAUUUUUGAAUCCCCCAUAAUACACUCUCUUCGCCCACCAAAUUUAGUUAAAGUAUUGUUUUCAAAUGCUCUUGAGAAUUUGUAGUCCUCCUUAGAGCUUCGGAAAACAACUGAAUGGUUAAUGCAAAGUGAAUAAUAUUGUUGCGGAGGAUUCGAAAAUAGAGAAUUUAAGUUACAUCGUUUCCAACACAAAAGAAUGAAUACACUUAAUAACUAACUACAAAUAACUCGAAUCAUUAUAAUUUCGUUGCGGAGUGUAACACCCAUGUCUUUCUAUUAAACCAAACAGACUUUUUUUCCAGACACUCUCUCUUACUUAAAUGACAUUGUAGAUCGACAGGAAAAGAGUCGUGGCAGACCGUAAAGGUUUCUUUUAUUUUGUGCUUUUAGGCUGUUGUUGACUCCUUCAGCAAAAUUUCCCAGGAAGGUGAUAAUGAGGAGUCACAGUGUAUAGUAUGUUCAGACGAACCCGCCUCCGUCAAGUUUGAGCCCUGUGGUCACGUUAUCGCUUGUCAAGGUCAGUAUUCGCUACUUUUGAGGGGACUGGAGCCGAAAUGUAUCCCGCAAUUGUUUCUGGGAUAGUUAUUGGGGACGCCCUUGUCAGCUAUUGGUCAAUGUUUUCCAGAUCCCUACUAACGGUCCCAGAAUUCUUUGCGCAAGCUAGCUUGUCCCAGUUUUCUCGUUUCUGAAUAGUCAAAUGAUUCUCGUGAUGUGUAAAUAAUUAAAGAGUGUCACCGUCCGUUUGAUCAGCUUCUCGACAACUUACGUUAUUUCUCACGGUUAAGUAACAUGGGAACGACAUGCUGCUGGCCAUUUUUGAUUAUGCGACAAUGUUUAAGGAGAAGGUAGUUGCUGAUCACUGCAAAGGUUGAAAGAGAUAGAACAGUGUAGAACAGUGGGCUCGACUCCUAGAAUGUCUUCCAUUUAGGACGUGAUGUUUUUAAGAUUAUGUUGUGGUUCUAUUUUUGUCUUUAAUUUAAUAGUUACUUUCCUUUGUUUUGUGUGAUGAUAACGUAUGACAGUGAGUCGUAAACAAGGGAAUAUAGAAGGUGAAAUCAAGGUUUAAUUUUAAACCACAACGAAUAUAGUUUCCAUAGUAACAGUGCAACAAAAUAGUAUUCUGGGGAAUUUUCUACUUACCCUUCCCCUACCACAAACCUCUCACUUAGGGCAAAAUUUUGAUUUAAAGGAGGGGUAGGUGGGUAGCUUUGCAGCGUCGUUUCCUCUGUGCCUGUAUUAAGUUCUAGUUGUUGGAGAGAGUUUUACUUUUUAAAGCGACCACUCUACUUUAUUCAACGUAUUAAACCGGUGUUUGUACUGAAAUUUUUACUCGUAGAUUGCGCUGCGCGGAUGAAAAAAUGUCUAAAGUGCAAAGGAGCUAUAACAAGAAAGAUAUCCAGUGGUGAGUUGUUGUUCAUUUAAAUCUGCGUUUGUAAUAAUUAAGAGGAAAUUCACCUUAAAGAAAGAAACAAACAAAACAAAUAGCGUCAUGAAUUAAAACAAAAAGGCCUGUUUAAAGGAUUCUACGGCUGUCGGUUCAUGUACAGUCGAACGUUCCGCUACGGAAACUUCUGUACUGCCGAGAGAUCAAGGAGAGUGUUAAAAUUACACGAAUUCUUAAUUUACUUCAACCUGUUAUAGGAAGGACUGUUGACAGGCUUUUUAUCCCCUUUCUUUGAAAUACGUAUGUGUCGACGAAAGCUCGCGUUUGAAAGAAACUUAAUCAGUCGAAAUCAGUCUUACUAUUUUAUCACAAAAGGUCAUUUUUAUGAGCCUUUAAGCAGUCUUGAAGAGCUUUCUGAACGUUCUCCGAAAGUUGCAAACCGCACCCGUACAUUUCCUAGAUUCCCGAAGACUUCCGAAGAUUUCUCAGUCGAAAGUUUAACAAGGAAGGACCGAAAAUGUGCCGGUUUUAGGUCAAGAGCUUGGGUAUUAAACCAGCUUGGUUUCCAAAAUAAAUACUCAAAAAACACCUUCCCUGUUUCGUUUUCUUAGAAGCAACAUCCACCCAACCUUCAGAGUUGACGGCAAAAGAUGAAAAAUACCUGGAAACGCUCCAUUCACUCCUAUCCCUUCAGGCGCAUGUCAGGGAAAUCGAGGACGCUAACAUGUGCGCCAUAUGUUUGGAAAAACCGCGCAAUGUGGCUUUCCUGUGUGGACAUGGCACGUGUGUUGAAUGUGCAUCUUCACUGGAGGUUUGCCCCAUGUGCAGAAAACCCAUCGAUAAAAAGAUUACGUUGUUCAAUUGA
Porites lobata is the source of this 16790-nucleotide messenger RNA. Lineage: Eukaryota; Metazoa; Cnidaria; Anthozoa; Scleractinia; Poritidae. The record is from the annotation of a GenBank genome assembly.